Rhizoctonia solani is the source of this 4812-nucleotide messenger RNA. Its product is annotated as Clathrin. Bases 1 to 4812 code for a protein of 1603 amino acids. The record is from RefSeq and is a predicted model, not a curated record. Gene Ontology annotation, molecular function: structural molecule activity; clathrin light chain binding. Lineage: Eukaryota; Fungi; Basidiomycota; Agaricomycetes; Cantharellales; Ceratobasidiaceae. Gene Ontology annotation, biological process: receptor-mediated endocytosis; intracellular protein transport; Golgi to endosome transport. The transcript is spliced from 24 exons. Gene Ontology annotation, cellular component: clathrin coat of coated pit; clathrin coat of trans-Golgi network vesicle; clathrin complex.
AUGGCGGACCGACCGAUCGCGUUUUGCGAACAUCUGCAGCUGUCAUCGGUUGGCAUUCAGCCAGCUUCCAUUUCGUUCAAUACCUUGACACUUGAGUCUGACCGAUUCAUUUGCGUGCGCGAGAAAGUUGGAGAGCAAAAUCAAGUCGUAAUUAUUGAUCUUUCCGACGCGAACAAUGUUAUUCGUCGACCCAUCACCGCUGACACGGCCAUCAUGCACCCUAAGGAGAAGAUCAUCGCAUUGAGAGCCGCGCGUCAAUUACAGGUCUUUAACAUAGAAACAAAACAAAAAGUCAAGUCGCAUAUUGUCAACGACGACAUCGUAUUCUGGAAGUGGUUGGACGAUAGCACCCUCGGCCUCGUCUCUGAAACAGCUGUCUUCCAUUGGACAAUCAAAGACGCCACAUCUCCCCCUCAAAAGGUCUUUGACAGGCAUGCAUCUUUAUCCGGAGCCCAAAUUAUCAACUACCGAGCAAGUGGAGAUGGGAAAUGGCUCGUGCUUGUUGGGAUAAUGGGAAAUACGGCUCCUGGAGGCUUCAAGGUCAAGGGUGCUAUGCAAUUGUUCAGCCGUGAACGUAAUGUUAGCCAACCUAUUGAAGGGCACGCCGCAGCAUUCGCGGAGCUCAAGAUAGAUGGUCAGGCCAACCCUACCAAACUCUUCACUUUUGCUGUCCGGACUGGGACGGGUGCCAAGUUGCAUAUUGUCGAAAUUGACCACCAAGCACCCAACACACCGUUCCAGAAAAAAGCAGUCGACGUCUUUUUCCCUCCCGAAGCUACAGCCGAUUUCCCUGUCGCUGUACAGGUGUCUAAACAACAUGGGAUUAUCUACCUAGUUACCAAACUUGGGUUCAUUCAUCUUUAUGACCUCGAGACCGGCGCCUGCGUUUACAUGAACAGGAUUAGUGGCGACACAAUAUUUGUCACUGCCGAGCACGAAGCUACCCACGGAAUCAUCGGGGUUAACAGACGUGGACAGGUGCUUAGCGUCAGCGUAGACGACAACACUAUUAUCCCAUAUAUUUUAGGUACCCUGAACAACACUGAGCUUGCUUUUAAGCUUGCCAGCCGCGCCAACCUUCCUGGUGCGGAUGACCUCUACGUCCGUCAGUAUCAGCAAUUGUUUCAGGGCGGGCAGUAUGCCGAGGCUGCAAAGAUUGCUGCUAAUUCGCCUAGGGGUAUUCUUCGUACGCCUCAAACAAUCGAGCAAUUUAAGCAGGUUCCUGUUCAACCUGGAACGCUUUCCCCUAUUUUGCAAUACUUUGGUAUCUUGUUGGAAAAGGGAGAACUCAACAAACACGAGUCUUUGGAACUUGCAAGGCCCGUACUUGCUCAGGGCAGAAAGCAGCUGUUGGAGAAAUGGUUGAAGGAAAACAAGCUCGAUUGCAGCGAAGAACUGGGAGACAUCGUUCGCACGCACGACCUCACAUUAGCACUCAGUGUCUACCUCCGCGCUAACGUCCCGAACAAAGUCAUUGCUUGUUUCGCCGAGACGGGGCAGUUCGACAAGAUCUUGCUGUACUCGAAGAAGGUUGGAUACACACCCGAUUUCUCACAGCUCCUUCAACACGUUAUGAGAGUCAAUCCCGAAAAGGGCGCAGAGUUUGCCAGCCAAUUGGUUAAUGAUGAGGCCGGGCCCCUGGUUGACAUUGAGAGGGUUGUGGAUGUUUUUAUGGCCCAAAACAUGAUUCAACCGGCGACUUCCUUCCUCUUGGAUGCGCUCAAAGACAACAAGCCCGAACAAGGCCACCUUCAAACUCGCCUUUUGGAAAUGAACCUGCUACAUGCUCCUCAGGUCGCCGAUGCUAUCCUGGGCAACGAGAUGUUCACCCAUUACGAUCGCCCGAGGAUAGCAAAUCUUUGCGAGCGAGCUGGUCUUUUGCAGCGCGCUCUUGAUCAUUAUGAAGACCUUGCGGAUAUUAAGAGGGUCGUUGUACAUACAAAUGUACUCAAUCCCGAGUGGCUCGUCAACUUUUUCAGCAAACUUACGACCGAACAAACUCUCGCCUGCUUGAAUGAGAUGCUUCGCGUCAAUAUUCGCCAAAACCUUCAGGUUGUCGUUCAAAUCGCAACCAAAUACUCGGACAUUCUCGGUCCUGUCAAGCUCAUCGAGAUGUUCGAGUCUUUUAAGAGUUUUGAGGGUCUAUACUACUACCUCGGUUCUGUCGUCAAUUUGAGUGAGGACCCCGAGGUUCAUUUCAAGUACAUCCAAGCUGCAACUCGAACAAACCAGAUACGCGAAGUCGAGCGCAUUUGCCGAGAGAGCAACUUCUAUAAUCCCGAAAAAGUCAAGAAUUUCCUCAAGGAGGCCAAGCUCCAAGAUCAACUGCCGCUCAUUAUUGUCUGCGAUCGAUUCGACUUUGUCCAUGACCUCGUCCUCUACUUGUAUCAAAAUGGCCUAACUAGCUCGAUCGAGGUGUAUGUCCAGCGCGUAAACUCGGCACGUACACCCCAGGUUAUCGGUGGAUUGCUUGAUGUGGACUGCGACGAAUCGAUGAUCAAAACUUUGCUCGCAUCAGUGACAGGCAACUUCCCAAUUGACGAGCUGGUCGAAGAGGUUGAGAAACGCAACCGGCUCAAAUUGAUUCUGCCUUGGCUCGAGGCCAGGAUUGCUCAAGGCAGCCAGGAUCCUGCUGUCUUUAAUGCACUCGCCAAGAUUUACAUAGAUAGCAAUAACAACCCGGAAUCAUUCCUGAAGGAGAACAAUCUCUAUGAUCCUCUCACUGUCGGUAAAUAUUGCGAGAAACGCGACCCGUAUCUCGCGUUUAUCGCAUAUGCCAAGGGAUUCUGCGACGACGAGCUCAUUUCAAUUACUAAUGAUAAUGCUAUGUUCAAGCACCAGGCUCGGUACUUGGUCAAACGUCGCCGUCUCGAACUUUGGCAGCAAGUUCUCGUCUCGGAUAAUUUGCAUCGCAGGCAGCUCAUUGACCAAGUGACUGCCACUGCCGUUCCGGAGUCCACUGAUCCUGAUGACGUCUCAAUCAUCCUUGAACCCUCUCCAUUCAGUGAUAAUAAGAAUCUCCAAAACCUUAUGCUCCUUACGGCUAUUCGCGCCGAAAAGGGCAAAGUUGUUGGGUAUAUCAACAAGCUUAACAACUAUGAUUCUGGCGAGAUUGCCAAGAUUGCCGUUGACCACGGGUUAUUCGAGGAGGCACUCACGAUAUAUAAAAAAUACGAGCAACAUGUACUCGCUAUCGAUGUGUUGGUCGGAGACAUUGCGAGCAUUGAGCGCGGGCUGGACUUUGCGAACAAGAUCAAUAAGCCUGAAGUUUGGAGCAGGCUUGCCAAGGCUCAGUUAGACGGGCUCCGCAUUCGAGAUGCUAUUGAUUCUUACAUUAAGGCCGAGGAUCCCUCGAACUUCCAUGAGGUUAUCGAGAUUGCUAGCCGAGCAGGUAAACACGAAGACCUUGUCCGCUACCUUCAGAUGGCACGCAAAUCCUUGCGCGAACCCAAGAUUGACACCGAGCUCGCAUAUGCGUACGCGAAGACAGACCGUCUGCACGACAUGGAGGACUUCUUAUCUAUGACUAACGUUGCGGACAUUCUGGACGUUGGUGAAAAGUGUUUCAACGAUGAGCUUUACCAGGCUGCCAAACUUCUUUCUCGAGCAUCUCUAAUUGGGCAAGAAAACCAGGCCGCUGUCGAAAGUGCAAGGAAAGCCGGAAAUACCCAGGUCUGGAAGCAGGUUCAUGAAGCGUGCAUCGAAAAGGCUGAGUUCCGUCUCGCUCAAAUUUGUGGUCUCAACAUCAUCGUUCAUGCUGAGGAACUCCCGGGCUUGAUUAAGCGAUAUGAAAAGCGUGGCUACUUUGAUGAAGUUCUUCAGCUAUUAGAAGCUGGUUUGAGUCUUGAGCGUGCCCACAUGGGUAUUUUCACCGAGCUUUCCGUCCUUUACAGUCGUUACCGUCCAGAAAAAACAAUCAUGGAGCACCUCAAACUCUUUGUGUCUCGCAUCAAUAUCCCUAAGGUUCUCAAGGCCGCCGAGCAAGCACACCUUUGGCCAGAGCUUGUCUAUCUGUAUGUGAAGUAUGACGAAUAUGACAAUGCUGCGCUUGCUAUGAUGGAACACUCGCCCGACGCUUGGGAGCACAACCAAUUCAAAGAAAUUGUCGUCAAGGUUGCCAAUGUUGAAAUCUUCGAUAACUUCAAUACCAUGGCGUUGGCACGAAAACUCGAACAGCACGAACUACUCGAGUUCCGCAGGCUGGCUGCACAUCUGUACAAGAAAAACAAACGGUGGGAAGAAUCAUUGUCGCUGUCCAAGCAAGACAAGCUCUACAAGGACGCGAUCCAAACGGCAUCUGUUUCGGGAAGCACCGAAGUCGCAGAGGACCUCAUUUCGUAUUUCGUCGACAUUGGCAACAAGGAAUGCUUCGCCGCUAUGCUCUACGCAUGCUUUGAUCUCUUACGCCCGGAUAUUGUUAUGGAACUAUCAUGGCAUAAUGGCCUUAACGACUUCUAUGUUCCUUACCAAAUACAAAUUCAACGCCAGACGCUCGAAAAGAUUGCCACUCUAGAAAAGGAGGUCAAGGAACAAACGAAGAAGACUCAAACACGCGAGCAACAGGAGGCCGACCAACCCAUAAUCAACCCUGGUGGAUUUGGCAACCAACGAAUGAUUACUGCUGGGCCUGGUAUGGGUGCUCCUCCACCAAUGUAUCCCAACGGUCUCAACGGCAUGCAACCGAUGGGCCAUAUGAAGCAACUGGGAGGGUUGCAUACCGCGCAGUUUAUGGCUGCAUCUGCAAUUGCAGACGAGGAACCUGAAGUUUCGGACCAGGAGAUCUCGCAGAGCGUGGACAAUGCUGUGUCUUAG